Messenger RNA from Tachysurus fulvidraco (yellow catfish), 1593 nucleotides. It is a transcript of the gene spi1a, whose product is annotated as Spi-1 proto-oncogene a. The transcript has 6 exons. The coding region runs from base 201 to 1040 and encodes 279 amino acids. Gene Ontology annotation, molecular function: sequence-specific DNA binding; DNA-binding transcription factor activity, RNA polymerase II-specific. The record is from RefSeq and is a predicted model, not a curated record. Gene Ontology annotation, cellular component: nucleus. Lineage: Eukaryota; Metazoa; Chordata; Actinopteri; Siluriformes; Bagridae. Gene Ontology annotation, biological process: cell differentiation; regulation of transcription by RNA polymerase II.
CCUGAUCAAAAUCAGGAACUGCCAGCACAGAGAGAACAGUCAGUCAGGGGUAAUAAAGUGCAGACGUCGAGAGGCAUUUAUCACCAUUUCACUUUCCUUUUUUUAUUUGUAGAGUAACAGAAGAAAAAAAUAACUAAAGGAUUAAUUUGCUAUUCCAACUUUUGUUCCUUAUGUAACAAAGAGAAUUUAGUUAGAGCUGUAUGCCUGAGACGAUUUUACAUUACAGAAUGGAUGGUUGUGUCAUUUCCUCAUCAUCAGACGAAAUUGUUGCAUAUGAUCAAGUUUUCCGGCCACAGUAUGAUUUUUUUCCAUAUAUAACCAGUGAUCCAGAUGGUCAUAUCGGCGUCAUUGGGCAUCAAGGCAGGAUACACCCUGGACGGAGUGCCAACCCAUUGCAGGAGACUGGAUGGGAUUAUCACACUGAUCACACUCACCAGAGUGAGCUGGAGGUCCCUUCGAGUGGUCACUUCACUGAACUACACCCCGCAGCCUACUACUAUGGGGAUAUGGAGUCUUACCACCCUCCUCUGGAUUCAAGCCUGGGGACUUUUGUGCCUGUGGUAACACCUCAGUUUGCAUAUGUCCCUCACCCAGUGUACCAGCGCUCUCCUCCCGCUCACUGCAGCACAGACGACGAGGACACAGGAGCACGCAGUCCACCAUUUGAGGUGUCUGAGGGAGAAGAGGAUCAUGAGUCACACCUUGCUAGCACUUCCACUAGCAUAACAGGCAACAAAAGAAAAAUGCGUCUUUAUCAGUUCCUUCUGGAGCUGCUCAGAGAGGGGGAUAUGAAAGACUGCAUUUGGUGGGUGGACAGAGAGAGAGGCACCUUUCAGUUCUCUUCCAAACACAAGGAGGUGCUGGCCGGCCGCUGGGGCCUGCAGAAGGGCAACCGCAAGAGAAUGACCUAUCAGAAGAUGGCUAGAGCCCUGCGCAACUACGGCAAGACAGGAGAGGUCAAAAAAAUCAAAAAGAAACUGACAUACCAGUUCAGUACCGAGGUGCUGAGGAGGAUGUCAGUAGAAAAAAAAUAUCACUGAGAGCUGAUUCCUACUGCUCCUAGCUGCAAGAUGACCACAGAGGCAGGUCUUCUUUCUCUACAUUUUCUCAGGGACUCCACAUUCUACAAUAUAUCUGGGAUAUUUUUAUCCAUACUGUCUAUAUUAGUAUUUUUUUCUUACUUCUCCACUCAACUAUGGAAACUAAAAUAUUUUGUGAUUGAAAAUGAUUGACAGUAUGACAAGUUCCAUAUAUCGGAGAGGACUAAAGACAGGUUUCUUUGUGGAUUGGUAGUGAAAUGGGAAAUCUACUGUUAACAGCAGUUGAAUAUCUCUAUGUGGAUUAGGGAACUUGGUGUGUACUGUCCCCUAUAGGUUUAAUACUGCAUUUAGACUGCACAAAACAAAAUCCAGUUUUUCCACUGAUCAGUAGUGCUUAAACAGAAAGCAGACAAAAACUGUUACAUAUAGACACACAUUUUAUUUAUACUAUAAUGACAUACAUUCCAAAUUGAAUGGCCUUUGUGGUGGCUUGCUGACAUAUUAUAUUAUUUCAAUAAAAGUACACAUACAACGUGUAGAGUUGUAAAACAAA